Molecule: messenger RNA, 2294 nt
Organism: Felis catus (domestic cat)
Lineage: Eukaryota; Metazoa; Chordata; Mammalia; Carnivora; Felidae
Product: SLAM family member 9-like
Exons: 6
Coding region: 678-1718 (346 amino acids)
Source: RefSeq, a predicted model, not a curated record
UUGUGGGGGGGGCAGGGCGGGUCCGGGUGCCCGGAGGGCCUGGGGUGCUGGCAGUAGCGAAAUGCCUGUGUUUGCACUGGGGUGUGGGGGGUGGGCCCUUCCCACAAAGCGCUUUGUUCUUGUGCUCAGAGCGUCUUCCUUAGACACCCGACAGUUAAGUGCAGAGAAAAUCAGAAAGGAGAUUUGACUCGUUCAAUGGUGUUAAGACAGAGGACAGGCCCAAAGCAGGGGGGUCACUGUGUCCUUGGUACAGUGGUUUGUGCGACUUUGGGCCUGGCCAUCGGCUGGCCCUGGGGAGCGGGGCUGCCUGGGGGGAGUGUGAACCCAGGGAAACAGGUAAGGGGUCCCGCUGGCUGCCAGCUGGGGAGCUGAGAUCACCAGGCUGGUCGUGCCCACAGGACGGGGCGUCUCCCACACAGCGCCUCACCCAGGGGUGGUUCCUAUGUUUAUUCCACCAUCGUUCCCGAGGGUCCCUGCAGGUUCCAGAGAGAAGAGGAAGCAUCUGAACGGCUUAUCUAGAGCAGCCAGCUUGUCCCAGGCAGUUAGCUCCGCCCUGGGGGUGGGAAGAGCCUAAGAGUGUUCUGAGCAGAAGCUCGCCUCUUCUCUUGCCUCUGCCUUCUGGAUGUUUCCUCCACGGCCAACUGGGCCCAGACCAAGCCUGAAGGAGGCAGCCUGUGAUGGGAGCCCACUCGGAAGACCCCCACCUGUGCCGGGCCUCCCGGCUCCUGGGGUUCAGCAGCCUCGUCCUCACCCUAGGCACCUUCAGCACUGUGGUCAACGGUUCUGGAACUCUUGGAUCUCAAGUGGAGGAUUUUGGAAACAUAGUUUCUCUGAAGGGAACUCAAGGUGGUUCUGUGCCAUUUCAUGUGACCAGACGUCCAGAAUUAGCUCCAGGAGUCAAGCUGGAGGAGGUUUCUUGGGCCAUUAAAUCUGGAAGAAACUACACGAUCAUGCUGCACGUGUCUCCUGGGGAAGAUGUUCCAAAAUGGGUCAACUUCCAGGACAAGUUCGAGAAGAGGGUCCAUGUGCUCAACACCACGACCCUGAGGAUUGACAACCUGACCCUUGAGGACAGUGGGCAGUACUGGGCUCGAGUCUCCUUAACAGGAGGAAGAGAAACGAACCAGUAUUUCCACCUCACUGUCUAUGAGCCCGUGCCCCGCCCCCAGAUCCUGGCCGAGACUCCAUCCGUCACACCAGACUGGUGCAAUGUCACCCUGGAGUGCCACGCCCCGGGACCCAGAGAGGACGUGAAUGUGUCCUGGGAGAGCAAGGGCCUCCCCAGGGAGCUGGAGCAGAGAGGGGUCCCACGACCGGCCCCCAACCCCUGGACCGUGGCUCUGAAGCUGCCCCUGAGCCAGCCCAGCCCCCGCAUCACCUGUGUGGUCAGCAACCCGGGGGACCGGAAAACUGCCACCCGGGACCUUGGGGACGUCUGUGCCCACGGUUCACAUGGGCCGGACGGGUCUGCCCACCUGCCAGCUAUCCUGGGGGCUCUGGUGGUCGUGCUGCUGAUCCUCGGAGCUGGACUGUACCUCCUGUGCUCACGUAGGAGGAAGCAGAGCUUGGAGCCUGGGAGAGGCAGGGUCGCAGGAAGAGCACAGGGACUGUUUUGGUGGCGUCUGUUAUGCAGGGAAGAUGUCCCGAGACCACAAGAAGUAGGGUUCGGGGGAACCACAUCUCGAACAGGAGACACCGCUCACGACAGUCUACAGUGAGGUCCGCCACCCAGGCCAGGGCUUGAGGGUGAUUUAACUGGAAGAAGCAGGGAAUCCAGCCUCCCCCCCCCCCCCCCGACACCUCUGUUGUGCGUGUGAUGCCUGCGGCCCUGGUCCUGCCCCUUCCCCGUCUGACUGCUCUCAGCAGGCACCGGAUUCAUCCAACCUCCGUGAAUCUCUAUGCGGACACGUCGUGCCCAAGUUGAGCAGAAGACACACAUCGCGGCAGAUCGAGGGGGACUUUCGUCAUUAAACGAGUCCAAAGCUGUGGUCCAGUUCCGCUCUGCCUCAGCCCCUUUGGCAACCGUCAACGGAGCCCACUCUCCCCAUGUCUGUGCCCCGUCCGUCAUCCUGUCCGGACCCUCGGCCUCUGGGACCCAUCGACAUGAAGCCUCAACUUCCAGCCUCGACCGGUUCACCACCAGCCAAUUGUCAGUAUGUGCAUUUUCUUUCCGUCUCUCUCCCCAAAUAUAUGUGUAAAUAACCACUUAAAAAAAAAAAAGAUGAAAUUUGUCUAAGACCUAUUAUGGCUUUGUAAUUUCAGGUUUAAUUUGAAAAAGUUUGUUUUCACUCUGA